Aspergillus clavatus NRRL 1 is the source of this 708-nucleotide messenger RNA. RefSeq names its product ESCRT-III subunit protein SNF7. Gene Ontology annotation, cellular component: ESCRT III complex; cytoplasmic side of plasma membrane; multivesicular body. The transcript has 4 exons. Gene Ontology annotation, biological process: vesicle budding from membrane; late endosome to vacuole transport via multivesicular body sorting pathway. The record is from RefSeq and is a predicted model, not a curated record. The coding region runs from base 1 to 708 and encodes 235 amino acids. NCBI's taxonomy places the organism in Eukaryota, Fungi, Ascomycota, Eurotiomycetes, Eurotiales, Aspergillaceae.
AUGUGGUCCUGGUUCGGCGGCGCCGCCGCUCAGAAGCGCAAGGAUGCGCCCAAGAACGCCAUCCUCUUGCUGCGGGAGCAGCUGGACAUGCUGCAGAAGAGAGAGAAGCACCUGGAGCAUUUGAUGGAGGAGCAGGAGGCGGUUGCCCGGAAGAACAUCACGGCGAACAAGAAUGCUGCCAAGGCGGCCCUGCGAAGGAAGAAGGUGCACGAGAAGAACCUGGAACAGACGACGGCGCAGAUCGCCCAGCUCGAACAGCAGAUCUACUCGAUUGAGGCGGCGAAUAUCAACCAGGAGACUUUGAACGCGAUGAAGGCGGCCGGUGCGGCCAUGACGCAAAUCCACGGGUCGAUGACUAUCGACAAGGUCGACGCGACAAUGGAUCAACUCCGCGAACAACACCAACUCAGCGAGGAAAUCGCACAGGUUAUCACGAACAACCCGCUGGGCGAACAGCCCGACGAGAUGGAAUUGGAGGCGGAGCUCGAGGGUCUGGAGCAGGAGGUCAUGGACGAGCGCAUGCUCAAGACCGGCACAGUGCCCGUUGCGGAUCUCAACCGGUUACCCGCCGCAGGCAACAGAGAGCGUAAGCCUUUCCUCUCCAUACCUUUUACUUUCAAGUUCGAAGCCAAAACAAAGCAGACAGAAGAAGAAGAAGACGAGGAAGCAGAAUUGGAAAAGCUGCGCGCCGAGAUGGCCAUGGGCUAG